This is a messenger RNA of Triticum aestivum (bread wheat), 692 nucleotides long. RefSeq lists its product as uncharacterized. The record is from RefSeq and is a predicted model, not a curated record. NCBI's taxonomy places the organism in Eukaryota, Viridiplantae, Streptophyta, Magnoliopsida, Poales, Poaceae. Bases 156 to 605 code for a protein of 149 amino acids. The transcript is spliced from 2 exons.
UCGGCUUCUUCCAUGACCCGUUGGUAUACGGAUCGACGGCCUUCGUCCCGGUGCCGGGAUCGCCGCUCGGCCCUAGGCGCCGCUCGGCUCCUUCUUUCCCACUGCAAAAACCAUCGCCAAGCUACACAGCAUUGCUGUUCAAAGUGAUUGUCAUCAUGGCGGGGUAUGAUUUUGGACCAUACAAUAUGUACACUUUCUCGUCCGCGGAGUCGAGGUGGAGCACACCUAGAAGGUGCUUUCAACGUCUAGACUAUGAUUUCGUCCAGUAUGGCAGUCCUGUCGUGUCCCCGGGCAAGCUACAGAUCUCUACACGUCAAGGUGAAGAAGGGCGUGGCAAUAGCCUUGCUAACGUGCUAGUACAUACGAAGGUCGUAGAGCUCAAACACAAACCGCCGCAGACCACCAAACCACUCUCCAUGUAUGUGGGCGAGAAUAGCGCGACACUGUUUGUCACAGACCGACGAGGGUUCACGUGCACUAUCAACCUCAAAACAGGAACAGUUGAUGAGUUCACGGGCAUGUCGGGCAACUAUGAAUUACAGGCCGUUGUGCCUUUCGAGAUCGAUUGGCCUGCCUUCUUCGUGUCUUGCUUGGACGCCCAUUGAAGACAUACCCCGGACUCCUAUAUUGUUUAAUUAGUAUUUAAUUUUGAUAAUAGAUAUGCAGCUUAAAGUUGAGUUUGUAAGCUACUA